AUGGGACGAAGAAAAAUAGAAAUAAAAGCGAUAAAAGAUGAUAGAAACCGUUCCGUGACUUUCUUGAAGCGCAAAGGUGGCUUAUUCAAAAAAGCUCACGAGCUCUCAGUCCUAUGCUCAGUCGAUGUUGCUGUCAUAAUAUUUGGAAACAACAAGAAGCUCUAUGAAUACUCCAGUAGUGAUAUCAGUGAAAUUUUAACGCGUUAUCAAUAUUAUGGUGGAGCCAACGAACACAAAGGGCCAGCCGACUUCAACGGCAAAGGAAAGACUGAUGACGAUGACGAUGACGAAGAUGGAUCUGGACCUUCGCAUCACGGGUCAGUGGAACCUCAGAUGAUGCCACCGCAGUUCCAGAGCAAAUCAGCUUACCACCAUAUGAGACACACCCCAUCAGCAUCACCUCCCAUACCAUCGAGAGCGACCUUUCCGCAUCAAUCACAGCGACAAAGUACAACACAGGCACAGCAUCCAGAAGUAAGACCAACAUCGAGGAACGCUAGUACACGUUUAAGUUCAAAUCUUUCUUUACAACACUCUCAGUCCUCUAGUGUCUACUCAUAUAUACCGAAUGCCGCAAUAUACAAUCCUCAUAACGCCAGUAUUCAACCACACGCUCAUACAAUAUCAACACAUAUGCAAGGUCAUACAAUGCAAGCUCCACAGUAUUCCAACUAUCCACCACCUCCACCACCACCGCCUACCUCUUCCCACCCGCAACACAUGCUCCCUCAUCACCAGCAGCAACAACAGCAGCAGCAACAGCAACAACAACAGCAACAGCAACAGCAACAACAACAACAACAGCAACAACAACAACAACAGCAGAAAAAACAGCAACAGGUAUCGCAGUCUUUUCCAGAAAAACAGCGCAAGAUAGCCGCAACACCUGGUCCUCCUCAAAAAAGACCACCGUCCAGUACCGACUCUUCACCGCCAAUAUUACCCCAACAACUUCCAGAGCCACCGCCUCAGGAAGAUGUAAUUAAGCAGGAACCACUGCCAUCACCCCAAGUUCCGGCGCCUGUAAAACGGAUCUCUGUCAAAUCAAGAAGUAUAUUUACACCAAUUGAUGAAUCUCGCUCGAUUCUUUCUCAGCACUGGGCAUCUUCAACGUGUAAAACUGAGUCACCUCAUAACGAAGGCGUACCUAUCAAAAAUGUAUUCAAGCCUCACGACUCCCGUUCGCAUUACCCAGGACACUAUACGCAUACCUCAAUGGCAGUACAACCUCAGAUACAUGACGCAGUUAUGAACUCAUCAACCUCAGAAAGUACAUCCAGAUCCCUUAGUGUUAUUUCAAGUGCCCAGGCAGGUGGUAAGCGACCAGUGCUUAAGGUUCAAAUUCCAGACGAACCAUCUGAUGAAGGCAGUGUUACUGCUAACUCGACUUCCGCCUCAAGUCCUUCAGGUACUAAUGGGACUUCAUCUAAUUCUAAUCGUAAUGGGAAUACGACUGAUUCCUUAUCGUCUGGUGUCGUUCUUCCCCCUCCGUCUCCGUCGGCUGGGUCUUUAAUGUCUAAAGCCAUUGCUGGACCUAGGAAUCCCUUUGCAAGGCCUCAUCCAGUAUCGCAAAGCACACAACCUAAUACCAGCAGUGGUAGUAACUGUAGUACUGGGUCUGGUCCUGUGUCUGGGAGUAAUAAUACAAGUAGUAACGCGAAUACAACGUCCAAUAACACAAAUGGCUCCAUAGUCGAUACACCUGUCUCUGCGUUACCAAGUAGGUUUAUGACGAAUGACUUCUUGCCCAGUCCAAGCAGCUUCUAUCCGGAAUGGAAUUUCAGGGGGGGUGAUAGUAACACACUUCCAAGUCCACUUAAUUUUGCUACACCGGUCGUUGGAACUGGUCCUAGCUUUAUACGUGAAGAAAGUAGCUAUAAAGAGGCUAAUGAGAGCUCCAACGUGAAGAGAAAAACACCAGAAAUAGAAGGGGAUGCCGGGGAUACGAAGCGAGCUAAAAUAAAUUGA
Messenger RNA from Blumeria graminis f. sp. triticale, 1968 nucleotides. The record is from the annotation of a GenBank genome assembly. Lineage: Eukaryota; Fungi; Ascomycota; Leotiomycetes; Helotiales; Erysiphaceae.